CGUCCAUCCCCAUCAGCUCAAGCCGCAGAAGACAUACACACACAAACACAAGCCACCCUUCCGAUUUGUUCAUCGAUCAGUUCGCAGCGUACGUCAGGCUAGCUAACUAGUGUUUGGCAAUGGCGUCCGGGCAGCAGCAGCAGGGCAGGUCGGAGCUGGACCGCAUGGCCAGGGAGGGCCAGACCGUCGUCCCCGGCGGCACCGGCGGCAAGAGCCUCGAGGCCCAGGAGAACCUCGCCGAGGGGCGCAGCCGCGGGGGGCAGACGAGGAAGGAGCAGAUGGGGGAGGAAGGGUACCGCGAGAUGGGGCGCAAGGGCGGCCUCAGCACCGGCGACGAGUCCGGCGGCGAGCGCGCCGCCCGCGAGGGCAUCGACAUCGACGAGUCCAAGUACAAGACCAAGUCCUAGACUACACACACUUUUGCAUCCGUGAAUGCCAGUGUGUCGUAGUCGUCUCAGUUGUAGUCAUCGAGUCAGUCUUAGCUAGCUAGCUCUCUUAUCAAUAAUAAUGUAGGUCUUGACGGAUGCACGCAUUUAGGCGCCCGUAUGAUUUGCUAUGUUAUGUUUCAUAUGGUGAUGCGUGCUUAGCUUUAGCUAGCUUUGGUAGUUUGGUUUAGGUGCUGAUCGAUCAUGGUCAGUAGCUAGGGUAUGUGUUUUAGUUUAUUGCAGGAUCGGUCAGGCAGGGGCUGAAUGCUAGCUAGGUGAUGCUUUGGCUUUUCAUGGCCAGCAGCUGCUAGCUUCUUGUUUCCAACUGAUGCCUCUGCUGGGUGUGUCCUUUGUAACCGUGCUUGCUUUCAGUUAAUCUAGCUAGCUGUUGUUCAUCCGAAA
This is a messenger RNA of Oryza sativa Japonica Group (Japanese rice), 827 nucleotides long. The record is from RefSeq and is a predicted model, not a curated record. Lineage: Eukaryota; Viridiplantae; Streptophyta; Magnoliopsida; Poales; Poaceae.